Pomacea canaliculata is the source of this 4885-nucleotide messenger RNA. RefSeq lists its product as uncharacterized. Bases 785 to 3805 code for a protein of 1006 amino acids. Gene Ontology annotation, molecular function: RNA polymerase II cis-regulatory region sequence-specific DNA binding; DNA-binding transcription factor activity, RNA polymerase II-specific. NCBI's taxonomy places the organism in Eukaryota, Metazoa, Mollusca, Gastropoda, Architaenioglossa, Ampullariidae. Gene Ontology annotation, biological process: regulation of transcription by RNA polymerase II. Gene Ontology annotation, cellular component: nucleus. The transcript is spliced from 5 exons. The record is from RefSeq and is a predicted model, not a curated record.
CCAUCCCGUCCCCCCUCUCGCGUGUAGUCACUGACGACACGCAGUCAGCGUGUACAUCCGGGCCCCCGAUAAAAGACAGCAGCAGCGACUUCUGUGCGCCGUGUACUGACAUGUAACCCUGACCAGGCCAGCCUGCCGGCCUGUGUUAUUAACAAAGGUUGCUGAGCGCCAGCCGCUGUUGGAAAUGCGCCAGCAGGAAAACCUGUCAGCGGACGAAUAAAAAAAAAAAAAAAUCCCCACAGAAGUGAAAGAAAGGGCAGGCUGGCGUCGUCCUACCACUGGCUGAACUGGCUGUCAGACACAAACUGGGUUAACACGCCUCACGUCGCACACAGCCCGGUCUCGCGGGCUGACGCGAGACGGUAAGGGUGGGGGAAGGGGAAGCAGAUCGGGAAAGGGAGGGAGGAGGCAGUCACGUGAUUAUCUUGGCGGCGGAAGGGGUGGCGGGUUGGAGAGAGAGAGAAAGCGGGAGGAGGGAUUUUGUGCGUUGUGUGCGCGCGCACGCGUUGGUGUCUGCGCAGUCUCCAGCCCUUUUCUUCGAGUCGAGCCACUAGCGGAUGACGUGGUCUGGUUCGAACGUAUGUAGGUCGCCGGGGCCUUGCCGAGCUCCAAAGCAAGGAAGCGCCAACCACAAGCCAAGCUCGAGGCAUGAGCGGUGUUCACCCAACGAUCCGGACGUCCUCGCUGCUGGCGGAACACAUCGAUGCAGAGUUGAGAGACUUCAUCAGAAUUUACUAGCUUCCACUCAUUACAAGUGAUAAUAUGAAGUAGCUUGGCUGCAGCAAUGAUUGUGGACUCCUCUUCAGUUAUGCUACCAACAUUGUCUCUCAACACUCUAACAGAGAAUCAACUGUGCGAGAUCAUACCCCUGCUUGUCAAACUAGCCACCGGCAGAGGACAGCCACAGUUCAAAAGAGAUGAGGUCCAACCUAAAUGGUGGCCUGCAGAUGUGCCAUGGAUGAAUCCUGCUGCUUUACACCAGAUCUCUCAUAUUAGUAGAGCAGCUUGGAAGGAGAUGUUGCACAAAAUAGUACGCUGCUGUUAUAGUUACAGUGGACAAGAAAACUUACUAUUACAGCAUGGUCAUAGAAUUACUUCUUUGCAUGAGGCAUCUGAUGUGACCAGACACAAAGACCAGUAUGCUGAAAAACAGGGAGGCAGGGCGAUACACCUGUGCAGGGUCUGUAUGAGGCAUUUUCAGAACAGACAUGCCCUUGAGCAGCAUCAAGAACUCUCCAAGCACACUUUGACCCACAUGCCAAAGCUUGUCAGAUCAAGUGUCAGACAGUCGCACAUGGUUCCCUCCUCUCCUCAGAACCAAGACAUCCAAGUAGAACACCACAAUUCUGUGAAGGCAAAUGAUGCCACACCAUCUCUCACAGGUGUCACACAGCAUGAUCUUGGCAAGCCUAUUUUGCCUGGAUUUUGGCUUCCUAAACGAAAAUGCAGGAGACAUGCAGAAAAACAUCCCUCAGAGCAAUGCUCCCAAGAGGAGUUUAUGCUUAUUUGUGGGCUUGUGACCAGCUCUAAUGCUAGUCGCUUAAAACAUGAGGCAGAAGAGAACCUAGUGGACCUUGACUGUCAGAUAGUUGCAGUGGAAGGGCUCACCAGUGCAGCUCCAUUAUCAUCACCGCGUUCUUCCAUCUCCUUGAUGGCUCAGCUCAGCCGUCAGACGUCGCUGGCCCGAAAGAGACUCAUCUUUGAUGAGGAUGCAGACGGCAGUGACAAGGAGAAUACUGAUGUUAGUUCAAGGUCUGUCCUGCCUGCAGGCCAAGGCUCCCUGCUUGGCAUUGCCUUCUCUUCUCCUCUGGGACAACGACUGAAAAAGCAUAUAAAAAUAGACCUACCUUUGCCCAUUGUGAAUGAUGUUGAGAAAUACUGCAAAACAUUGUCAGAGAAAACUGAAUUCUUACACAAACUUCGCUUGCGACCUCUUUUGGAUUAUCCAGUGACUUUCCGAAAGAGGAAAAGGCUGAUGUGUGCCUACAAUCACACUUAUAAAUUCAACUCAGAAGAGAGGAGAGAAUUUGUGAGGACCUAUCGUACAGGCUUAAACAAAAACAGUCGCUUGCUCAGACGGCAGAUGAAAAAGUGUGUAAUUUGCUUAAGACGAGUAAGUGAGGAGGAAAUCAAAUUAUGGAGUGUGAAAAGGAGAACUAUUCUUAACCAAGAGAUUCCCAUUGAUGAUGAUAUUUCCAUUGUGCAGGUGGACAUUCCAGAGUCUAGCUACAGAGCUGUGUGUCAGCAGCUGCCGGUGAUCACGCCUAUCCAUCAAAAGAACUGUACAAAGGUGAGCAAUAGUGCUGAUGAAGGUUCCAAGGUUAUUUCCAGAGAAUCAUCAGGCAACUCACUUCACCAUUACCCUACAUCUGUUCAUUCUAGCAUUGCCCCACAGAGAUCACAGUUUCUUGUUAAGAAAGUGAGCAAGAACUUUAAUGGACAAGAGUCACAGAAACUAUUUUUUGUGCCGCUUGAAGAAUCUCACUUUCAUGAUAGACCAAAAGCUUCAGUGGAUCACCAUAAACCAAAUUGCAGCACUUCACAGGAACCUCAUUUAUGGCAGACUAAAAAGUCUUUGGAAACUACUAACCAUAAAGCAGAGGCUGUUCCUAUGUCAGGAGACAGUAAACCUAAAAUAAGAAGAGUGCGAAAGCAGCUUCUAAGUCGCAGAAAAGAUUUUGGGGUAGAAGACAAUGAUAUUACCAUUGAAAGCUGCUCUUCAUCUGAUGAGGAUAUAAGACUUGCAGAACAGGGAAGGCAAUGCACUCAUAAAGCAGAUCUCACUUCAAGCACGUUGGGUGUGUCUUCAUCUCUUUUGUGCAAAAACAUUGUUCCAUCGACAGAUAAAGUGAAAACAGCUUGCUCACUAAAAGCCGAGUCCACACAAACCUGUGUUUCAGCAGUAUCUCCUGCACCCAUUGAAAGACAUGCAGAUCAGGUGUCACUGCCUUGUGAAACUAGUAGCUUUAAAUCUCCAGACAUGCACCGUUUAAACCCUGCGCCUUCCAGAAGCACACAACACAGCAGACAAGAGUUGGUCUCAUGCACUCUGACCAGAGCAAGUUUCAGUGGUGGAGAGAGCAAACAGUGGGUGGGAUCAAAAUCAAAUGCCAGCACAGAGACAAUUCCUGACAUGCACCUGAGUGCUUACAAUGUACGAGGCUCAAAGCUUAGCAAUGGCGAUGUCCAUCUCAGCAUUGAUGCUGUCUACAGUGCUGCCGACCUGAGCGAUAAACAGUUUGCUGCCUCUCUUGGAUUGCAGUUUUCAGAACCUUUGCAAGAAGAGCUGCAGCAAGCCCCACCAAAUUUUCUCCAUUUAUCAUCUCCACCCAUUUUUCCUGGGCAUGCUUGCACAGAUACUGAGCGUUUCCGCAUUUCUUCAAGCAAGCCUCCGGAGAAGUCCAUGCUGGUUCAGCGCCUCGUGGCACCACCAGCACAUGUCUUACCUUCCUUCCGUCCCAUCUUGCCCAGGCCAUCACUAUUGCAGCCACAGGUCCUACCUCUGCCAAUGUCAUCAGAGUCCCAAGGGUGUCAUGAUCUUCCUUUGUAUCUUCAGCAACAGCAGGAGCAGAUAAGGCAGCAGCCACAAAAUCAGCCCACAAAACUGGUCUCUAUGGACAGGCCUUCUUCAGUUCAGACAAAAAGGCCUGCUCAGCCCCAGGGUCAUCAGGUCAGCAAAAAGCAAGGGGUGGGUCAUGAGCUACCUGGCUGCCCUCCACUGCUGGCUGUGGAUGAUUGGCAUGUUGUGCCUGCGUAUGACAACGAUGAUGAUGUAGUGGAAAUAAUUUGUAUAGAUGAUGACUAACAGCUGUGAAUGCAACACAUCAUCUUAAAUAAAGCUAGCAUUCUUAUCAGGGGAUGCCUUAAUUAUGCCUUUCUGAAGUCACAGUGAGUGUAGAAGAGAUGGAUGUAAAGUUGAUAGUUUUUUUUAACUUUGCCAUUUAAAAUGUAUAGAGCCUUUAAAGGCUACUCUUUUGGUGAACCUCCAUACUAAAAGUAACAAUGAGACUUCUUUUAUACAUUAAGUGUUUCCUGCACCUCUUUGCCGUUGAUGUUUCUUUUAUCUACUUACUUUUCUUUGCCUCUAACAUUGCAUACAAAUGGCCAUAGAGAUCAGCUUGUCAUGUUUACUAGGGUUGUAUGUUUGUUUUCUGACCUGCUCUUUCCUGUUUUUUGUUGCUGGUGUUGUUUUUGAUUUGAUCCAUUUUUGGAUAAGAUAUAACAUCAGCACAAUGAGUUGGUAGUGUGCAACUAACAUGUAUUUAAGUUUGGUGAAGGAAUAAACAUGUCUGUAAUUAUUUAGUUAUUGAUUGUAUUUUCCUUAAAUUACUUUGUUUUAAGAUAUGUCUUAACAUAUGCAGACUUAAAAGACUCAGACAUCAUAUAAUGCAUGUACAAUUUUCAGACUGACAAAAUCAGCGCACAUCAGCUUUCCUAGUGGAAAACAUCUAAUUUGAAUGAACUAUACAUAAGUACAUUUGGUUACCUUUUGCUUUGAAUUUCUAAGACCUGUGGUUUCUUAGAUGGUGCAGAAUGUUUGGUUGGAGAAUAAGAGUGGAUGCAUAUGUACGUGCUUGUAAUAUUGUAUAUAUUCAUGGAUGCAGAUGAUUUAGCACUGUAUUGCUAUUUACCUGUCCUGAGAGUGAUAGCAUCUGAUACUCCAGUGGAGGGGAGUGGGGACAUGCCCCUUAAGCUAAAACCUGUAGAUUUGAAUGUAGGUGAGCACAAAGAGGUAAUGCAGUUUAUAAGCAGCCAGUAAUAUGGUAGUUUGCAUCCAGAUCUUUAUUAAUUUUUUUUCUUUCUAUGUAUAUGAAGGGCAUUAAAUUUUCUUGAUGCUGACAGUGAUAAAAUAACAUUGCCAGUAUGACAUGAUGCAGUCCUUGUA